AUGACUGAGGUCGGGCCUGCCGACCGCGCCAGGCUUUUGCGAUCCAAACGCGAUGAAUUCAGGGGCGUCCUCGAUGAGCGCAGCAUCCCUGCGCGCCCACCACUGCGAUAUGAUGCCUUUAGGCACUCUUUAGAGAGGUCUGACCUCUUUGCGCAGCCUACACCCUCUCCUAACCCCUUACAACCUCCGACUCUCGACAACAAACACACCCAGCACGCAACGACGACCCCUAAACCUAAGCCGCAGACACCUACCCCGGGCCACGACAUCUCGGUGCAGCCAACUAGACCGCCGCAGAAGCCAUUAGACCUAUCUCUACCGCCGAAACCCAUACACCCUCAGUCGAUCUCUCCAGCUCCUCCAAAAACAUCUGCGCAGAGGAUUGUCCCGCCUACCUCUAUCCACACGCCUUCCAAUGGACAUGUUGGGCCGAAUGGUCAUGUCUCCAGGUACACCAAGCAACCUGGCGAGACCAGCAUACGCACAGGCGCGACGGAAAGCACACCACAAGAAAGUGAACUGAAGGAUGCCGAGCCGAAGCUUAUGACACGUCCAUUCCCGUCUUCGGCCGUGUCGCCAGCCGAAAAGUUCCACGAUGCAAGGAUCGAGAAUGGAGUCACUCGGUCAAAGCAGGUCCAGGAAGCGUCGCGUCCUGCCGACAUUCUGUCCUCCCCCGGAUCGACUGCGCACACCGCUGCUACACCCGUUGUUGGAGAUGUAUCGACAGAAACGAGUCCGGAGCACGAGCCAGCACGACUUGCCGAACGCAACGAUGGCCAAAGCCACACAGCACAGGCGGAACCGCCUGCGAAGAAAUUGGCUCUGGAAUCGGAGGUUAUGGCUUCUAACGAGGGCGACUCGACCGAGGCCCGAGUAUUGGACGGCCCCGAGGCUCAACUGAUCCAAGAAUCCCUGAGUGUCGCUUCGAAAAGGGCGGCGGCUCAAUCUGCAUUGGCACGGCCCCAGAUUUCUGUGCCAGUACCACAGCCUGUCGAGGUCAAACAAGAACCAUCGAGGUCCAACCAACCUUCGGCUACAGAAAAGCUUAUCUCGCCAUCGACCUCACCAAAUGUCAAGACCACCGCAAGCUCUCAACCCUCGGCUUUGGCUGCAGCUUCUCCGGCAGAAAUUCCCGACAGCCAGGAUUCAGCUUCCGCCGAUCGUAUGGACGUUGACCCGCCGACGGCAGCCCCUCCUCAGAAGAAAACGGAAGCCGUCAAGCUGACGUCCCAGCCGACAGUGCCGCCCACAGCAAAUUCCGCCGAUGCGAUUUCUUCUUCCCACCAAAUGCCGGCUGAUGUAGCUCACGCACCUGAGCGUGCAGUCACACGAGUUAGCACCGGAGCCAUCCGACAAAAGUCUGUCUCUGAGAUUCUAGGCGAGACGCGGGCUGCGCCAGCCAAGGAAGACUCUGUCAGUGUUGAUGUACCGCGUGCUCAAUUAACCCCCGUCACUUCCACGCCUCAGUCACCAGCAUCCCGGUCCAGGUCGGGCUUGUAUCGACGAAAGCAGAAGCCGAAGAACCAGAUUUCGGCUGUUGUAUUUGGCAAGUCUCACAAGCGAUCAUCGUCCGACAAGAAUGCUCUAAACAGGGAUCCGAAGACUGAAUCCUAUCUGCCCACGGACGACUAUUUCACUCCGCUCUUUGUCCAAGGCUUCAGCCAAUCCAGCAAGUGGAUGAAGCCCAUCGAAGUGGUACUGAACCAAGCGCACAAGACAGUUUCGACCUCAGAUGCGAACAUCGCACUGUUGGACAACCAGGCUUGUCGCGUGUUGAGACGGGUAUACAACCUUCAGCAGCAGGACAAAUGGCUCCUCCGACAGCCGAAGCGGUGUCCUGAGCCAGCCAGGCAGGAAUCUCACUGGGACGUGCUUCUCGGAGAAGCGAAGUGGAUGCGGACGGAUUUCCGUGAAGAACGAAAAUGGAAGACGGCAUGUGCUCGCAACCUCGCAAACGCCUGUGCUCUCUGGGUUCACUCAGGCGAGGAAGAUCGCAAAGCACUGCAGAUCAAUGCCGUGAUACCACCAAAGACCCAAGCAUCCGAUGGCGACGUUUUGAUGACCCAAUCGGAACAGGAUGCCGCGAGAUCCAGCACUCUUGAUCUGAUCGCAGGCGACGUGGACACUCCAGAACAUCUUGAGGAAGUUCACCAUGACAUUCUUGAAACGGUUGCUCCCUCGGCGAUUUUUGCUUUGCAAGAGGACGACGUCGUCUUCGCCAUGCGGAGUUCACCAACGGCCAAUUUGUUGCUGGAUGAGCUUCCGAUGUAUGGUGCUCCACUUAAGGUACCUACUUUUGACUUCUCCGGACCCGAGUUCGACCCGGAUGCGCACUGGAAGCGACCUGCACUGCCACUCAACAAGUAUGUUGAAGGCCAGAUGAAGCUUCUGUCCGAGGGACCGCCACGUAAGCGAGGUCGCUACGAGUACGAGGAAGAGGAAGAAGAUGACGAGGACCGUGUUAUAUUCGGCGAAGAACGCUUCAAAGGAACUAAUGUUGCUCCCGAAAGCGCUGAUGUUGCGCUCUUUAACCCUGACCUGAAAUCAAUCAGGGAUCGGCUUCACGCCAGCCAUCAAUUCCGACCGCCGGCAGAAUACAACAUGCCAAUGCAGUCCUUCUACGAGAGUCGGCAUGCCUCGCAGUGGACCCCGGCAGAGGAUGAGGAGCUGCGCGAUCUGGUUCGACAAUACUCAUACAAUUGGUCCUUCAUCUCGAGCAUCCUGGCCCCUCGAUGCUUGUAUGCACCAGGAGCUGAAAGGCGAACGCCUUGGGAGUGCUUUGAACGCUGGAUCAAUCUGGAAGGUCUGCCGUCGGACAUGCAGAAGACCCAGUACUUCAAGUCGUACCAGAACAGAAUUGACGCUGCUCAGCGUGUCAUCAUGCAGCACAACCAGCUUGCACAGCAACAGCAGCAGCAGCAGCAGCAGCAGCAGCAGCAGCAGCGGCAGCAGCAGCAACAACAGCAGCAACAGCAGCAGCAGCAGCAGCAGCAACCGGCGCAACAGUCGGCGCAGCAGCAAGCAGCGGGUGGCCCUAACAACACGCCCACCACCCCGGUUCCCCGAAGACGACCAAGCAGCACUCCGAUUAGGGUUGAAAGACGCCGACAGCAGAAGCACCUCACGCUCAUCGACGCGAUGAGGAAGCUGGCCAAGAAGCGAGAAGCCGCCGCCCAGAAGCAACAACAGGCUUCCCAGACAGCGGCCAUGCGGAAGGCGAACGAGGCCGUGCAGCCUAGGGGCCCAACGAAGACGCCUAGGGACUAUAGCAUCAUGAGAUGGGAGCGCGAUCAGGCACUUGCUGAGAAGGUGGCUUUAUACCACCAGCGACAAGAGGCUCAGCGCAAGGUCGCGGCACAAGCACGUGCACAAGGUCAAAAUGGCCAAGUUCCCACCACGCCUGGUGCCGGCCAGCAGGCUCCGAACGGUACUGCACAGCUCAACAUGCCUCGAGCGAAUGGUCCAAACCAGCUCGCUGCUGCCGCCGCCGCCGCCGCCGCCGCCGGACAAGUCCGAGGUCGUGUUCCGAUGCCCGCGCAGCAGGCCGGUAUGGCGCAUGCCGGUGCGCCGCAAAUGGGCAACCUGGUACCUCCCAUGCAGAUGAAUGGAGCAACACCCGCUCAGAUGCAAGCUGCUGCCUUGCAAGCACAGCAACAGCAUAGGAUGCAGCCGAUGCAGAACCAACAAACCGAGGUCAUGAUGCAGGCACGUCGUAUCUCUGAGCAGCAGCGCCAUGCUGUUCAGAUGCAGCAACAGAGUCAACAGCAACCCGGCCAACAGAUGCAUCAGGGCACCCCUGGAUCUCAGCCGUCCCACUCGCCUCCGAACAUGGCUAACAUACGCACCGCCAACGGAGUUCAUAUCAAUGGCAACGGUGUUAAUGGUGUCAAUGGUGUCAACGGCAUGAACGGUGUUAACGGCAAUGUUGCCAAUGGAGUCGUCAACCAGCAAAACUUCAUGGCGAAUGCGCAAACGCAAGCCAUGAUGGCAACCAUGAACGCUGCCAACGGUAACGUCUCAACACCACCUGCAAGUGGGUUGCACAUGCCAAAUGGCCCCUCCGGCUCGCCUCGCGCUCCGGAUGCAUUGCCACAGUCCAACAUCAAUGCCCACAUCCAAGCGCUGGAGAUGCAAUAUAAGGCCAAAAACCCUAUGUUGACGCCGGAACAGGCACACAGGAUGGCUAGGGAGCACCUCACUAGGGUCAUGAUGCACCGGCAAAGCGCUGCCAACAUGUCACAGUCCGCCAUGAACGCGGCAGCUGGUGGAGGCGGGGGCGGAGUGUCUCCAGGUAUGGCGAACGGAAUCACGGCGACGCCCAGCCCCCACCAGUAUGCGGCGCUUCUGAGGCAGCAACAGCAGCAGCAGGCUGCGCACGCCUCCGGCCAGGGUGGACAGCAUCAUCAAGCACAGCAGCAACACCAUGUUCAGCAGCAGCAGCAACAACAGCACCGUUCGCCUCAGCCGAUGCAACAAACACCUCAGCACCAGCACCCGCAGCAGCACCAGGUUCAACAUCAACACCAGCAGCAGCAGGCUCAUCAACAUGCUCAACAACGGUCAACGCCGCAGCAGUCCUCCCCGACACCGCAACCUCAGCAACAGCAGCUCCAGCCUCAGCCUCAGCCUCAGGCCCAACAGCAGCCUCCACAGCAGAAGCCCCAGCAACAACAUCUGCAGCAGAAGCCGCAACAGCAACAGCUUCAACAACAAAGGCAGCCUCAGCAGAAACAGGCCCUUCAGCAAAAACAGCAGCCUCAGCAGCAGCUCCAGCAGCAGCCACAAGUCAAGCCACAAGUUCAGCCACAGUCUCAAUCACAGGCCUCGACGCAAGCUCAAGCUCAAGCUCAAGCUCAAGCUCAAGCUCAAGCUCAGGCUCAAGUUCAGGCUCAGACUCAGGCUCAGACUCAGGCUCAGGCACAGGCUCAUCAGGUACAGGCUUCAGCCCAACCUCAAGCCCAGGCCCAGGCCAAGUUCCAGGCGCAAGCGCAGGCUCAAAUUCCAGCACAGGCUCAGGCACAGACCCAGGCGCAAGCCCAGGCUCCGAACCCAGUUGCAGUCCAGACGCCAGCUCAAACCCCAGCGCAGGCCCAAGGUCAGGCCCAGACUCAAAGUCAGCCUCAAGCACAGAAUCAGACUCAGGCUCCGGCCCAGGCUCAGGCUCAGGCUCAGGCCCAGGCUCAGGCCCAGGCUCAGGCUCAGGUUCAGGCUCAGGCUCAGGUUCAGGCUCAAGCUCAGAAGCAAGGCACCCCGCAGCUGCCACCGCCGCCGCCACAGAGGCAAGCCAGUGGAAGUGCGACACCUUCGGGAGCUUCAUAG
Molecule: messenger RNA, 5319 nt
Organism: Verticillium dahliae VdLs.17
Lineage: Eukaryota; Fungi; Ascomycota; Sordariomycetes; Glomerellales; Plectosphaerellaceae
Product: MYB and HSA domain-containing protein
Exons: 3
Coding region: 1-5319 (1772 amino acids)
Source: RefSeq, a predicted model, not a curated record